Messenger RNA from Crotalus tigris (Tiger rattlesnake), 2777 nucleotides. It is a transcript of the gene BMP5, whose product is annotated as bone morphogenetic protein 5. Bases 734 to 2098 code for a protein of 454 amino acids. The record is from RefSeq and is a predicted model, not a curated record. Lineage: Eukaryota; Metazoa; Chordata; Lepidosauria; Squamata; Viperidae. Gene Ontology annotation, biological process: SMAD protein signal transduction. The transcript is spliced from 7 exons. Gene Ontology annotation, cellular component: extracellular region. Gene Ontology annotation, molecular function: cytokine activity; growth factor activity.
GUUUUUAAGGAACUGCAAAAGACUGGAUGGAUAUUGAGAAGGGGAGGGGUCCUAUUUUUUUUCUCAACAUAUCCCUGGGUGAAUUCAGAGGAAGACAUUUUCAAGCCUGUGAUGCAUUUUCAGAUGGGCUGGACAUUACAAAUGUUAAUAGGUUCAGCUGGGUGCUGAAAAAAAAAACACCAAAGGGAAAUUGCACCAUCACCAAGCAGUAGUUGAAGACAAGAAAGCUGGCAUUCAGGAAAGGACAGCAAGGUUGAAGAAGAGUUACCUAGUUGGGGAUUAGGAAUCAGAGCAUGAGGGGACUCUGCUGAUUAUAGCAGUUUGACAGAAGAUGAUCUGUUGUUUCAUUCAAAACUAUCCCCAAGUCUGAUCAUCUCAAGGUUUUGAAUAGGAAUGCCUGCAUCAACUGGUCAGCUUCUGGGAACCUGUUCCACCAGUGCAGGAGAAACAGUAGCAGCAGUAGAAAACUGGACGUCUGAAUUUCAGCUUUCAUAGAACUGCAGGCAGCCUGACACGUCCCAUCAUACUUAAGGAAGAAGCGGAAGAAGAUGAUCAAUAUGGGAAGUGCAGAAAUGGCAACGCUGACAUGAGGCAUAGGUAAUUCAUCGCUCAUUUAUUUAUUAUUUUAUUUUAACCUUCCCUGGUCCCAGGAACACCAGAUUUCGUAAGAGACCAGAAAAAGGAAAAUACAAUAUUAUUUCAAAGUUAUUUGUGCAUUUUAUUUUAUUUUAAAAUGCACCAAACUCUGUUCAAAGUUCUAUUGAGCUUACUCUGGAAUUAUUGGCUUUUAAUGGAUUAUGCUAAGGCAGGUUUGGGGGACAACCAUGUCCACUCGAGUUUUAUUUAUCGAAGAUUGCGGAACCAUGAGAGGCGAGAGAUCCAAAGGGAAAUUCUUUCUAUCCUGGGUUUACCUCAUAGACCCAGGCCAUUUUCAGCUGGAAAACAAGCUUCCUCAGCACCCCUCUUUAUGCUGGAUCUGUACAAUGCAAUGACAAAUGAAGAGGAUCCCGAAGAGUUGGAAUAUUUGGUGAGGGGAUCAUCCCCAAGCGGAGAGGGCAAAGGGCUACGGAAGGGCUACUUGGCAUCUCCAAAUGGGUACUCCCGAAGAAUAUACAUAUCACGGACAAGUUCACUGCCUACACAAAGUCCCACCUUAGCUAGCCUGCACGACACCAACUUUCUGAAUGAUGCAGAUAUGGUCAUGAGCUUUGUCAAUUUAGUGGAAAGAGACAAGGAUUUUUCUCACCAACGACGGCACUACAAAGAAUUUCGAUUUGAUUUGACUCAGAUCCCUCAUGGAGAAGCCGUGACAGCAGCAGAAUUUCGGAUUUACAAGGAUCGGAGUUACAGUCGAUUUGAGAAUGAAACAAUUAAGAUUAGCAUUUAUCAGAUCAUCAAGGAAUAUCCGAACAGGGAUGCGGACCUGUUCCUAUUAGAUACAAAACGAGCUCAAGCUCCUGAUAUUGGCUGGCUUGUGUUUGAUAUCACUGUCACCAGUAACCACUGGGUGAUUGACCCACAGAAUAAUUUAGGUUUGCAGCUCUGUGCAGAGAUGGCAGAUGGUCGCAGUAUCAGUGUGAAAGCAGCUGGUCUUAUAGGCAGGCAUGGUCCUCAGUCAAAGCAACCAUUCAUGGUUGCCUUCUUUAAAGCAAGCGAAGUCCUUUUUCGAUCUGUCCGAGCUGCUAACCAUAAGAAAAAAAAACAGAAUCGCAGCAAGUCCAGCAGCUCACAAAAUACUUCAAGAAUGUCAAGUGUUGCAGAUUAUAACACAAGUGAACAGAAGCAAGCCUGCAGAAAACACGAACUCUACGUGAGCUUUCGAGACCUUGGGUGGCAGGAUUGGAUUAUAGCUCCAGAGGGUUAUGCUGCAUUUUAUUGUGACGGAGAAUGUUCAUUUCCUCUCAAUGCUCACAUGAACGCCACAAAUCAUGCCAUAGUACAGACGCUGGUCCACUUGAUGUUUCCUGAUCAUGUCCCAAAGCCUUGUUGUGCUCCCACCAAACUGAAUGCCAUCUCUGUCCUCUAUUUUGAUGACAGUUCCAAUGUUAUUUUGAAAAAGUAUAGGAACAUGGUGGUACGAUCAUGUGGUUGCCACUAGGAUUCAAUUGCAAAAAACAGAGCCCCACAAAGAGGAAGUUAUUUUUUUAUGUUUCUUAUUUUGGGUAGAGGAAUUGGAGUGACCCUUUCACAAUAUUUCUCCAAGAAGAGGAUCAUUCUUCAUUCCAACAGAGUCCUGGAGCUAAAGUUCUUCCUAUAUGGUGGCCAUCACACCACAACUGGGCUGCAACCAAGUGGUUGCCACUCCCCCCCCCAUCCUCUAGGUACAGCUUCGUUCGCAAGCAUUUGGGGAAGGAAAUGUGGCUAUCACAAAUAUCAAGAAAACCAUACAAAAAAUUAAGAGAAACCUCUGCAAAGGGAUUUUUUUUUUUUUUUAGGGACAAAAGAAAAUUAAAAGAAAAAAAAAGAUACAAGAAAUUUAGAUUUUAGAUCUAGAAUGUAGAAUAGGGCCAAGAGUUUUCUUUUUGUUUUUUUAAUGGAAAAAAUAAAGAUAUUAGGUAACUUAAUCCCACUGAUGUCACCUCUCUUCUCAUGUACAGUACAAUGUACAUAGUAGUUUUUAUUUAUUUAAAGGUAUAUCCUUUCUUUUAUAUGAAUGUCAUUUCAAAUACUUUAUUAUAUAGGUUUAUCUUAGUAAGUAGUAGAACAUUGAAGACAAAUGUUUGGUACCCGUACUGAGAUUUAUUUCAUUUUAUAAAAUAAAGCUUUUGUAUACUCUC